Molecule: messenger RNA, 1790 nt
Organism: Magallana angulata
Lineage: Eukaryota; Metazoa; Mollusca; Bivalvia; Ostreida; Ostreidae
Exons: 3
Coding region: 153-566 (137 amino acids)
Source: RefSeq, a predicted model, not a curated record
AAUGAAAUUAAACAUAAUAAUGUAAAAGGGAAUAGAAAAAAAUGUUAAUAUGUAAUAAUUAAGAUAAUUCCCUAAAUUGCAGGUCUGCAGUUUCCGACAAUCAGUUUGGCCAAUUGAAUGUUUCGAUUGCCUCAACAAACGUACCGCUACCAAUGAACGAGACCUUUGAUCAGUUUGGCCGAUUCAAUGUUUCGGUUGCCUCAACAAACGCACCGCGACCAAUGAACGAGACCUUUGUCGUCGAAGCUGCAAUUUCGGACACCAGUAAAACCGAUGACGAAUCAGACGAAGGAACCAGCGAUACAGGCCCUACACACGACCCUAUCCACGAUACCAUCUCGUACUCUUUCAAUGAAACAGCGGAAUCCUUUGGACCCAUUGAGCAAGUGGCCCAGAAUGAAGAAGAAUCAAUUGCCGAAGUGGAACCGAUGAAAGUGACCGUCAAUCGGCCCAUCACGUAUCAAAUAGAAGAUCAUGGAACGAACCAGGGAAAGCGGAAAUUGUCGGACAGCAGAGGUUUCACUUACACGGUGAAAGUAAGAGAUAAAUGUAUAGUUUUCAUCUGACACUAAAAAAAACCGUUUGCUUUAUACAGAAGAUUAAUAUAUGUAAUAUAUUUUUUCAGCGUCUACGGAAAAACAACACCAUCACGGAUUGGUGUUGCAGUGUAAGAUCAAAAGCCCAUCGAUGUCCAGCAACCGUUGUGCAGAACGGCGAUAACUUUAGAAAUGGGCCAAGUGCUCACAACCAUCAAGCAAAACCGGGAAUUGGCACCGCAGUAAAGAUCAUGGCGGAGGUAGGAACAGUAUGAAUAAUAUGAAUUAAAGUAUUAAUAUGAUUGGGCAAUUAACACAAAAAUGUGUAAUGUCUAAUAUUUUUUACAGGUCAAGGCUCGCGCAAAAAAUGAAGUUUUCACGUCUGCCGCCACCAUUGUACAAGACGUACUGCAGGCCAGAGUCAAUGAGAGUGAGCUAGACAACAGCAGACCUGACGUGGAAAAACUCAUUCGACGGGCAAACAGAGCGCGAGAAAAAAUGCGACCAGAACAUCCCGUCAACCUCGCUGCUACAUUGCGUUAUAGGAUCUAAAAUCUCUCAGAAUUACAGUUCACUGGUUGGGUUUGUAUAUGUGGAAUUUAUUGUGAGCAUUGUAAAGCUUUUAAUUAUUCUCAGUUCUGUAUUGAUUAAUCAUGUGUUCUUUUUCAGAUUUUUUUUUUAAUUUCACGUUCAACUUGUUAAAUAUAGAAAUAAUUUAUUUUGAUAGUUUUGGAAUAGAAUUUCUUAUAUACUUGAGAUGAAAAUUUCAGAAGCAUUUUUAUUCCCUUUUUUCUGAUAAGAAUAUGUUUUUUAGCUUUUUGGGUUUAAUAAUUUAUUUUUUCCAAUGAAAUUUAACUUUUACUUUUGGGUUUAAAUUUUUAUUUUUUACAUUCAAAAUUAUGGCUCUUAAAGAGGAGGCCUCCACGUGGCAAGAGCUGGGCAACGGUAUCAACAUUCGUUCUCUCUGGGUAGAAAUGAGUAAUAAUUAACAUGAUACCGGCAGACAUCCUCAUCAUUAAUAUAGCCAUUUAAAUAUGAAUCCAUUUAAAUAAAAGCAAACUAAAAAAAAAAAAAAUUAACCCACUAAUGAAUCUACCAGGAGACGGAUUGACCAAAGCAUGGGGACGGAUCGACCAAAAUAAUAUGUUAAUUAACAUUAUACCAGGGGACGGUUUGACUAAAGUUGGGGAUGGUUUAACCAAAACUAAGGGACGGAUUAACAUUGCCUACAUAAUUAUACGAUGGGACGGUUUG